AACAUAUACGUAUGUGUGUAAGACACGUUUAGUGCGUUUAAUUAAUGAUAGCAAUUAAAAAAGAACUGCACGUGUUUUGCCUACUGGUUGUGCCUAGAACCGGCUUGAGUUUAUUUUUAGCAGUUUGCUGGCCCUUGGUGAGACGCUUCGCUUGCUUGGAUAAGCAAAAAAUAUAUAACCAAAGCUCAUUAGUCGGAGCUAUACAAGAUGUUGGGCAUGUUCUUUGACGAGGGAAUUAUGCUGGGUGUCAACAUGGAGCACAACAUCAUCUACGAAUUGGCAGAUCGCAUUUAUUGCGCCAGCAGCAGAUCUGCUAGGGAGCGGCAGCUGCUACUGGAGCUGAGCAGCGUGAAAUUUGCCAACGUCGCUCAAGCGCUUGAGCUGCUUUGCCGCAAAUUUGAGCAUGUGCCGCAGGUGGAGCUGCUGCUGGCUGGCGAGGAUCAGCAGGGACUUUAUUUGUUUGCCAUCAAGUCUUACGGCACCUACUCGCGCGUUAGCUACAGCGCGUAUGGCGCUCUGGCCACAAAGCACUUGCAACAGCACUGGACACCCUUUCUGAGUAACAAGCAGGCAGAGCAGUUGGCACAUGAGGCUUUGAAUUUGAGCAUGGGGCAGCAGCAGUGCCGCCAUGACUUGUGCUUUAUGUUCAAGCUCAAGCCGAGGCUGUAGCCAGAUCAAGUAAAUUGUUAUAUUUAGCUACAAGUCCUUGCGCUUAAUAAACUCGCUUAAUGCUACGCUCGCAUCCCUGCUGCGCCUAGAUGACUAUCGUAAU
Molecule: messenger RNA, 772 nt
Organism: Drosophila busckii
Lineage: Eukaryota; Metazoa; Arthropoda; Insecta; Diptera; Drosophilidae
Gene: yip3
Exons: 3
Coding region: 208-669 (153 amino acids)
Cellular component (GO): proteasome core complex
Source: RefSeq, a predicted model, not a curated record